Messenger RNA from Ictalurus punctatus (channel catfish), 3842 nucleotides. It is a transcript of the gene drgx, whose product is annotated as dorsal root ganglia homeobox. The record is from RefSeq and is a predicted model, not a curated record. NCBI's taxonomy places the organism in Eukaryota, Metazoa, Chordata, Actinopteri, Siluriformes, Ictaluridae. Gene Ontology annotation, molecular function: DNA-binding transcription factor activity, RNA polymerase II-specific; RNA polymerase II transcription regulatory region sequence-specific DNA binding. Gene Ontology annotation, biological process: regulation of transcription by RNA polymerase II. The transcript has 7 exons. Bases 334 to 1206 code for a protein of 290 amino acids.
AGUCAUAGCAAGACAUAAUCAGGUUAAGUCCGAUUACGCGUGAGAUUAUAAAGGCGAGCUGGGGAACGCAUACACAUUCCGCGGACUGUUGUACAGUAAAGACACGUGGCCACUUCAUCCUGAUGUCCAAUAGCGAGCCGGACGAGAGCAGGGACACGAGUGAGUAGUUCAGAGUGAGAGUGAAAGAGAGCGAGAGAGAGAGAGAGAGAGGAAGUGAACAGGAGGAACCCGUAUUCACUCAGACUCUUCUUCACGGCUCCGAUCGCACCACAACUCCUACUGCAGCACUUGGAAUAUUCCGUGGCUGGAUUUCUUCGAGCUCAGUGAAGCAGGAUGUUUUACUUCCACUGUCCCCCACAGCUGGAUGGGGAGUGCUGCAGAACUAAUACCUUGAAUUCAAACGGCUUUGGGAGCCAUGCCUCUGGAGACUUCGAUGACGGUUUUCUCAGGAGGAAACAACGCAGAAACAGAACAACCUUCACUUUACAACAGUUAGAAGCACUGGAAGCCGUGUUUGCCCAAACUCACUAUCCGGACGUGUUCACAAGAGAAGAACUGGCUAUGAAGAUUAAUCUGACAGAGGCCCGUGUCCAGGUGUGGUUUCAGAACCGAAGAGCAAAGUGGAGAAAAACAGAGAGAGGCAGCUCGGACCAGGAAGGCACAAAGGAGCAAAUGAGUGAAGGAACUCCUUCUGCCAGAAACCUCAACCAGUCCCCUGUGGAUCAAAGCAGAAAUAAAAAAGAACCUCUGGAAGCACAACAGAAUGUUAACAGAGCUGUUGGUCCUGGAGGGCCCUUUUUCCCAUCCUGUUUGCCUGGGACUCUUCUCAACACUGCGACUUAUGCCCAAGCUUUGUCACAAGUGGCAACUUUGAAAGCAGGAAGCCCCCUGUGCUCUUGUUGCGUUCCUGACCCUAUGGGCCUCUCCUUCCUACCUCCUUAUGGGUGCCAGAGUAACCGGACAGCAAGCGUGGCAGCUCUGCGCAUGAAGGCCAGGGAACACUCUGAGGCUCUGCUGCAGUCAGCCAACCUACUUGGGGCAGUACCAGGGCCAGGGGCCAGAGUUUCUGUUGGUCUCACUCAAACCACCAAUGCAGUAGGAGGGGAAGAGUCCAGUCCUGCCUCUGGUUCCUCAAAGCUACCAACCCAGGGAACUACCCCUGAAAAGCAGCUGCACUGCCCAAAGGAGAACCCGGAUAAGAAAUAAGGGAGUCAUUUUUGCCAUCACAGCACGUCUCCCCCUCCUGGACAUAAGGAAUUACAAUCUCAUAAUGAAUGCCUGCUACCCCUUUCCUCCCAUGCAGUCAAAACAACAGGGCAAGGUGUUCAGUGUUAUAUACUAUUGUAUUAUAAUUUGAGUGUGGGUGCAUCAAACUAUUUAUUCAAUUGUUGUUUAUCUAUCAUUGUUACAUUUUGCUUAUUAUUAUGAAUGAUAUAUUGUCUAUAUACCUUUGGCACUGUAAAUGGUUUUAAUGGUGGAGAGACUGUUUGUGGGAUGAAUUUACCCUGGCUGCCAAUGUGAAUUCAUAUAUUUUUCCAGCCCCUUUGAUGUAAGACUUAUAUUGCCUUGUAUACUGUGACGUCAGGUGAUAUAAGGAGCUGCAUUGUGUGAAGGACAUUUUUUUUCUAAAAUGUAACAAUAAUAAUAAUAAUAAUAAUUAUAUAUAUAUAUAUAUAUAAAUACACCAUGCGCUAAUAUAAAUGACCUAAUGUGAAAUAAUAUGCAAGUGUAUAUCUAUUGUGUUUUCUUAAUCUGGUAAAAAGCAAUUUUGUCUGACUGGUCAUGCGAUGUGACACUCUUGUUGUCAUCACAUCUGCAAGGCAAUGACAGACUGUGAGUGUUCUCACUCUGGUCCUGUUUUGACAUGCUCUGUAAAACAAUUAAACAUGUAGACAUUCAUGUACGUCUUCUGUUGCCUAUUGCACACCAUCUGGCUGUGAUCAAUUAUUAAUUGACUUCCUUGUAUACAAAAGGUAGAGCUGAAAAAACGGAAGCAAGGGUUGGACUUAUUAUUUAUUUAGUUUACGCUAAACCACUGGCUCUUUUGCAUUUGAUGCACGAGUGGAUGGUUAUUUGGAUGGUGAAAUGUACAGGCUUUACUGUUCAUGAGGUGCCUUUCAUGCUGAGUCCAUAAGGAUACUUUUGGUUGAAGCUGGUUAUACAUACAGAUAUUUUAAUAAGCUAUUUCUGACACUAAGCAUAUACACUACAGGCCAAAGGUAGCAAGCAUAUAUAAGCAUGUAUAAGAAACUCUUAACACAUCUGAAUUAAUCAAGUGUUCAGAUGCAUCUGAAUGUCUGAAUCAGAGGUAUUUGAUUGGGUUUACUAUAAAAUAAAUAAAUAAAUAAAUAAAAACUAAACUUUUUGUCUAGUUGUCCACUCAUGGAGGUCCCGUGAUGUUUAGUUAGCUAUGUGUUUAUUCAUUAUAACUUAAUGAUAAUUCCAAACUUUUGGCCUGUAGUGUUUAAGCAUGUUAUGGAAAUAUGGGCUUUCUAGAUAUGAUAAAGUUCUAAACCAAUAUAGUUUAAAUGCAGUUAUUGGUGCAGUGUUAAGGACAAUAAGGCACUGUAUGACAUGUGGUCUUUUGAAAAGUAUCAUUAAAUUUGGGUAGUUGUCUUUAUUAAGAUCACUCUGGUAUGUUUCCAAGACAGAGUUCAACUUUAGCAUUCAUAAUCACAGUACUACAAGAGUCAGAGUUUGGGAAUUGUUACAGAAAAGUCAAAUUAGUAUGUUACUCAUUUGUGCAAUCCUUUCAUAUAGUAUCAUCAGUAGACAAUCAUUAUUUUCUUCACUCCAUUAUUUUCUUCACUUCAACUCCAUCGAAAAUCACUAAUUAAGGGCCAGACACAUGAAUGUACAUCACUUAAUAGGACUGCAUCUGAAAAGGACUUAAACUGAUUAAAUUCAUGUCCUUGAGGAUUUUCAGGAAAUUACUUUUGAUAGUCAAUAACACAAUUAAGUAAACUACACACACAUUAGCAUGAAUAAUUGAUAUGGAAUUAUGUAUCAUCACAAAGUACUGUCUUAAUAAUUCAUGACGCGACACCCUACUGACAUGGCAGAGCUCGAUAAUGUCAGAAGAGCUGUGUGCUGCCAGAGCAUGCUUGUAUUUCUCUAAAAUGUACUGUAUAUCAAAGUGAAUUUGUGUGCUCAAUGUUUAAGUGUUGAAAAUAGCGUUGACUUUAAACUUAAUUCUGGAUUAGUUUAGGAUUGUUCAACCCACACUACACAUUUUAAAGAAGAAUGUUAUUAAAGUCAUUCUGAAUGUCAAGAUUUUCGAGGAAUAUACAGUGUGCAGAUUUUGAUAUCUAUGUAUUGAGCUUAGAGCUCUGAUAUUUCUGUAAAAUAUUAAACAUUUGGUUCUUCAUACAGAGCCAUUCUUGUCAGUUACCUGUUUAUUCAAUUACAUUUGUAGCAGUUCAAUUCAGCUAUACUGGCCUUAUUUAAUACAAUUCUGGCUUGUUCAGUAGCAGAUCAAAGUUUUACACAUACAUACAGAAUGAGACAUCUUUCGUCUUUCUGUGUAAUUUGUGGUUCACACAAUAUAGACAGACAGGAAAUUCAGACAGACAAUAUUUAAUUUUUAAUUGUGUGCUUUGACCUUGUCUUGCAAUUUAUUAUUUACAUUUUCUUUUCUAAUAUUGUUUUGAUGCUGUUUGUUUUAUAUUGUCCAUAGGCCUCAGUACUGUGACUCUAAAUAUUAUAUAUACAUUAUGAAAUGAUACAGACAGACUAUAUUUAAAUGUGUUAUUAUCAACUGAGAUUGACUUGACUGGGUCAGUUUGUUGGUGUUGAAAUUGGUUAGUUAGAAAAAGAUUAAUAAAUUAUUUUGUUCUUGGGAA